AUGCACCACGAUGAAGUAGUGGCCUACCCAAACCUCCUGACCCUGCCGAUUGGGAAGUUCGCCAACCGCGUCAUUCGAGGCGCCAUGCAGGCUGAUCGGCUCUUGGACUGCUCGUCUUCCCUCCCAACAUGUCUGCUUUCUGACCCCUCCCACGCGUUGAUGGAUUCCUCCCACAAUUCCGACUUCUCGCCCCUGGCUGAGGCCACAGAUAGUUCUUCCACCGUGACAAACAACAGUCAUGUCCCCUCUUCCUCCGCGCCCCCUUCCCGCACCUACCUCAUUCUUCCAAUCACUGCUUACAAUCGCCUUGCCACCUCCAAACCCGCUCGGAUCCGACGAACGCGGAUGAAGGGCACUGACAGGUUGGUGAUGAAAUUGAAGCAGUUGAUCCAAGGCGAACCCUCUACUGACGAAAAGGCUACCAGUUCUAAUGAUUCCAAUGAUGAACAGCGCUCUGGUGAAACAGCAGCUUGGGUCGCCGAUGUCAGCGAGGGCGUCGCUCGUCCUCGUUAUAAAUACUUUUGGUCCAGGGACUUCCGCAGUGACCCCAACCUCUUUCUCCUCGGCAAACGGGCGGAAGAGGCUGACGCCCGUCCCGACGAAGGCACCAAUCCCUCUAGUGUGACCAACGGUAGUACUGACGAGGACGACCAGCGCCCUAUAAAUACAGAACGUUGGCACCGGCCAAUGCGUUCUUGUCUGCCACCGCAGCGCCUCGAAGUCGUCGAUCGUGAUCUGGAGAAGGCCUUACAACGGGUAAGUUCUGGACAUGCUGUGCACUUGCAAAGUGUUUCUCCUAAGUACAACCUGUCAAGUCAUGUCUGA
Dibothriocephalus latus is the source of this 825-nucleotide messenger RNA. Lineage: Eukaryota; Metazoa; Platyhelminthes; Cestoda; Diphyllobothriidea; Diphyllobothriidae. The record is from the annotation of a GenBank genome assembly.